CCACAGCCUUCUUCUCCACCCCCCAGCCCCUGCCACUCCCUAUGAUGGAUGCUUGCUUGCUAGCUGCUUUGCUUGGUCUCUUUGUCUGAAGGAUGCAAACAGUCUAUGGAUGCUGGAGAGAAAGGGGUGGGGAAGAGAUUACCUCAUCCCAUGUUGUGUGGACCAAUCACAGUUCUCUGGUCUUGGCUUCUCCGGGCAGACAGAGGGGUCUGGACCAACUGGAAGAAGCCCUAGCCCAUCCCCAUGGUGACAGAAUUGUAUAUAGGGAGCUGUAUUGGACCAUGUGCAGUAGGUUCUCUUACAUCGACCGCCUAAGAGUCGCACUGUAAGAAGCAUCAACCUCUCUUCUUCUUCUCACUCCUCGACUCCGCAGCCGCCGAGCAGCAAUCAUGCGUGAGUGCAUCUCUAUCCACGUUGGCCAGGCUGGUGUCCAGAUUGGCAAUGCCUGCUGGGAGCUGUACUGCUUGGAACAUGGUAUCCAGCCUGAUGGGCAGAUGCCAAGUGACAAGACCAUUGGGGGAGGAGACGACUCCUUCAACACCUUUUUCAGUGAAACAGGCGCGGGCAAGCAUGUCCCCAGAGCAGUGUUUGUAGAUCUGGAACCAACUGUCAUUGAUGAAGUUCGUACUGGAACCUACCGCCAGCUCUUCCACCCUGAGCAACUGAUCACUGGCAAGGAAGAUGCUGCCAAUAACUAUGCCCGUGGGCACUACACUAUUGGAAAGGAAAUCAUUGACCUGGUUCUAGACAGGAUUCGGAAGCUGGCUGAUCAGUGCACAGGUCUUCAAGGCUUCUUGGUUUUCCACAGCUUUGGUGGUGGGACUGGCUCUGGUUUCACCUCUCUGCUGAUGGAAAGGCUGUCUGUUGAUUAUGGCAAGAAGUCCAAGCUGGAGUUCUCCAUUUACCCAGCCCCACAGGUUUCCACUGCUGUAGUUGAGCCCUACAACUCCAUUCUGACCACUCACACCACCCUGGAGCACUCUGAUUGUGCCUUCAUGGUAGACAAUGAGGCUAUCUAUGACAUCUGUCGCAGAAACCUCGAUAUUGAACGCCCAACCUACACUAACCUGAAUAGGCUGAUAGGUCAAAUUGUGUCCUCCAUCACUGCCUCUCUGAGAUUUGAUGGUGCCCUGAAUGUUGAUCUGACAGAAUUCCAGACCAACUUGGUGCCCUACCCCCGAAUCCAUUUCCCCCUGGCCACCUAUGCCCCGGUCAUCUCUGCUGAGAAAGCCUACCAUGAGCAGCUUUCUGUAGCAGAGAUCACCAAUGCUUGCUUUGAGCCUGCCAACCAGAUGGUGAAAUGUGACCCUCGCCACGGUAAAUACAUGGCUUGCUGCCUGCUGUACCGUGGGGAUGUGGUUCCCAAAGAUGUCAAUGCCGCCAUUGCCACCAUCAAGACAAAACGUACCAUCCAGUUUGUGGAUUGGUGCCCAACUGGCUUCAAGGUUGGCAUCAAUUACCAGCCUCCCACUGUGGUUCCUGGUGGUGACCUGGCCAAGGUACAGAGGGCUGUGUGCAUGCUGAGCAACACUACAGCCAUUGCUGAGGCCUGGGCUCGCCUGGACCACAAGUUUGAUCUGAUGUAUGCCAAGCGUGCCUUUGUUCACUGGUAUGUGGGGGAGGGCAUGGAGGAAGGAGAGUUCUCUGAGGCACGGGAGGAUAUGGCAGCCCUGGAGAAGGAUUAUGAGGAGGGCAUGGAGGAAGGAGAGUUCUCUGAGGCACGGGAGGAUAUGGCAGCCCUGGAGAAGGAUUAUGAGGAGGUUGGUGUGGAUUCUGUUGAAGGAGAAGGUGAAGAGGAAGGAGAAGAGUACUAGUUCCCCCUGCCAUACUACUCUGCAGCAUGUUUCAUCCAAAAUUCAUCAGCUUAAACACGCUUAGCUUACCUGUUAGGCGACUGUUUAGAAAGGUACCAUGAUGGAUCAGGAAUAAAGAAUGAGAAAGGUCAGACUUGUAGACUACCAAAAAAUCUGUAUCUCUAUUCAGCAUGAAAAAUGACAUCAAGAAAAUUCUCAAUAGACAUGGCUAGCACUGAAAAACAUCAUGAGAAGAAAUUGAUUAUAUUUCAAUGGUAGGAAGUGACUCCUUAAUGAUGUGGAGAUAAUUCUUGAAUCAGCUGUAUCAGUAUGGUCAGAUCACAGACUAGUUUGACAAAGAACAAAGUAUGAAGAUGGGAAAAAAUAAGAAUUGAGAACAGGAUUAAAAGAAAGAAGGUAUCAUGGUGGUAUGAAGGCAACCUUGAUAGUACAGCUAGCGAUAUGGUUAGUUUGUCUACACUGUCAAAACUGUGAUCAUGUCUAAGUUUUCCAUGUGUGUCUGUAAAAUUUCCAUCAUGUCUAUGAAAUUAAAGGCUUUAAGAAAAAAUGCA
Messenger RNA from Gracilinanus agilis (Agile Gracile Mouse Opossum), 2365 nucleotides. RefSeq names its product tubulin alpha-1B chain. Bases 390 to 1814 code for a protein of 474 amino acids. Gene Ontology annotation, molecular function: structural constituent of cytoskeleton; GTP binding. Lineage: Eukaryota; Metazoa; Chordata; Mammalia; Didelphimorphia; Didelphidae. Gene Ontology annotation, cellular component: microtubule; cytoplasm. The record is from RefSeq and is a predicted model, not a curated record. The transcript is spliced from 5 exons. Gene Ontology annotation, biological process: mitotic cell cycle; microtubule cytoskeleton organization.